Molecule: messenger RNA, 1846 nt
Organism: Archocentrus centrarchus (flier cichlid)
Lineage: Eukaryota; Metazoa; Chordata; Actinopteri; Cichliformes; Cichlidae
Product: ras-related protein Rap-1b
Exons: 8
Coding region: 104-658 (184 amino acids)
Biological process (GO): Rap protein signal transduction
Cellular component (GO): membrane
Molecular function (GO): GTP binding; GTPase activity
Source: RefSeq, a predicted model, not a curated record
GAGGGAGCGGCUCGGGUCGAGCGACGUUCACUGCGAACGGGAGAGAGAGCGAGCGGCGGAGCGCGCAGCGGAGCGGACGGGUGGAUGACUACAGACAGUCAGGAUGCGUGAAUACAAACUGGUUGUUUUAGGAUCAGGAGGCGUCGGCAAGUCAGCUCUGACUGUCCAGUUUGUUCAGGGAAUCUUUGUGGAGAAAUACGACCCCACGAUAGAGGACUCCUACAGGAAGCAAGUCGAGGUCGAUGGACAGCAGUGUAUGCUGGAGAUCCUGGACACGGCGGGGACAGAGCAGUUCACGGCGAUGAGAGACCUGUACAUGAAGAACGGCCAGGGCUUCGCUCUGGUGUACUCCAUCACGGCUCAGUCCACCUUCAACGACCUUCAGGACCUCAGAGAGCAGAUCCUCAGAGUGAAGGACACCGAGGAUGUUCCCAUGAUCCUGGUUGGGAAUAAAUGCGACUUGGAGGUGGAACGUGUGGUGGCCAAAGAGUCGGGAAUCGGGCUCGCCCGCCAGUGGAACUCCUGUGCCUUCUUGGAGACCUCGGCCAAGAGCAAGAUCAACGUCAACGAGAUCUUUUAUGACCUCGUCCGACAGAUCAACAGGAAGAGUCCAGCACCAGGGAAAACUCGCAAAAGGUCCACCUGUCAGCUUCUCUAAUGACAGUUUUCUGCUCACCCGACAACCAACCAACCAACCAAUCACAUGACAUCUUCCAGCUGGCCACGCCCCUUUAACACAACCAUAUCAUCACCAACAUUAGCCACCUCUGACCUCUGUUACCAUGACGACUGCAUCUCCCAUUGGCUCAUCACACUAUCUAAAGGAGACUGUUGCCUUGGAAACAUUGAAACAAAACAUCAAAGGACUGCAACGGUGGCGGCGAUGAUGAUGAUGAUGAUUCUGCUGUUGCAGGAAUGCGGGGCCAUAAACUACGGUUCCCAUCAUGCUCUCUGUUAGGCUGUCUUUGCAGUGGGGAGUGGCUUCUUGCUUUUUUUUUUUUUUUUUUAAUUUUAAACAUUUCCUUCCUUUUCUUUCGCCUUGUUUUCUUGCAGCCCUGAGCCAUUUACACGCAGCGCAGCCGUCGGCACCGCCGCAGUGAUGAUGGCGCCGCCGACACGGCUGACGCUGUGUGUGUGGCUCUGCUGAAACCUGUGGAUUCAUACUGUGGUUAUUAUUACAGUGGUUAUGAUUCUGUGUGAAAACAUUUCAGAGUAAUUUUAUGUUUUGAUUUUUUUUGGGGGGGGGGAGUGGGGGGGUUGCAGCAGGUCAUGAGGUUAGCUUAUCGUGCUGGUAGCAUUGCGCUAGUUAAAGUUAGCUUGAAGCUAGCAAAGUCAGAAAUGAUACAGAUAUAGCAGGUGUGCUACAAAGGGACUCUAACCAAUGAAAUCCAGGGAGUGGCAGUGGGUGUGGCUUGUUACCAUAGCAGCACAGUGAGCUGACUCCUGAUCUGCUGUUCAGGGCGGACAUGUUGCCUUUUGACAGCAGACUCACACUGGUCCAGUACCUUAACUCUGUGUGUGUGUGCGCGCGUGUGCGUGCGUGCGUGUGUGUGUGCGUGUGCGUGCGUGCAUGUGUGUGUGUGUUACAGUUUCUGUAAUGAUUAAUUUUUGACCUGCGGGGGUCGAGUUAUGAUUAUGGAGCUGAACAGCCGACAGAUGUUGUCUCUGUGGCGUUAGCCGUAAAAUUUCCUGCUUUAAAAUGUUAUUAACGCAACACGUCUGAGUGGAAGCGCUGAGUUUUUGUCCUUUUCUGACUUUAACUGAUAAGACAUCAAAGGGGGGGGGUCAUGCUCAUGUUAAGCUCUGAUAUUGCUGCGGGAUCCAUUUAAAAGAAACAUUAACAUCC